AUGGGUUAUAAACAGUAUCAACAAGUGUUGAAUUUUGCAGCACCAACUAAGCAAAAAACAAAGAAAACCGCAUCCAAAAAAUCCACUAGUAGUGGUGACGCAUUAGAGGAUAAACCAAUUAAAAGAAGAACCAAAACUGGAUGUUUUACUUGUCGUAGAAGAAAGAAGAAGUGUGAUAUGGAUAAAGAAGAUGGGAAAUGCCAGGCAUGUAUAAGGAACUUUUUGGACUGUUCGUGGCCCGAUUCGUGUGAGAAGAAGAAGGAAGAAGCCAUCAAGGUUGAAUCACCAAUUUCAAUUACUUCCUCUCCAGAAUUAGUCAAUGCUGAAGAAGAAGAAGUUAAAUCUGAUGUUACUAAAGGUGCUCAUGCUUAUCCAUCUCCUAUACUGUCUCCUCGUGCUGAUACAAGGAAGUUGGCAGUUACCGAUAUAAACUUUUUAUUAUUACCUCCAUCAUCAACCAAUGAUUAUAAGGUUUCCAAACCUAAGUCAGUUAAAAAGGAACAAAAAGAAGUUAAAGAAUCUAAAACUCACUUUAUUGUUACUUCAUUCAAUAGCGAAAAUGAAUUGUGCCAAAUUCAUGCUAAAUAG
Molecule: messenger RNA, 588 nt
Organism: Hyphopichia burtonii NRRL Y-1933
Lineage: Eukaryota; Fungi; Ascomycota; Pichiomycetes; Serinales; Debaryomycetaceae
Gene: ZCF3
Product: Zcf3p
Exons: 1
Coding region: 1-588 (195 amino acids)
Biological process (GO): positive regulation of transcription by RNA polymerase II
Cellular component (GO): nucleus
Molecular function (GO): transcription cis-regulatory region binding; DNA-binding transcription factor activity, RNA polymerase II-specific; zinc ion binding
Source: RefSeq, a predicted model, not a curated record